AACAAUUUCCGUGGUUUUAAGACCUUGGACUAACUGACCCUUGUUUCAUGGGUUCCCGCUUCUAACAUUUUCUUCGUCGCUACGCCAAGGGAAGGUUUCUGCGAGACCUAGCCCUAGCGAACUCAGUCACAAGAAGAAAAAUGGGAAAAAAGCCGUCCGGGACCAAGCAAGCAUUUGUUCUCUUCGGAGCUUUAGCGUUGGGUUGGCUCGCCAUAGAGAUGGCUUUCAAGCCCUUCCUCGAUAAGGCGCGCUCGGCCAUGGACAAGUCUGAUCCCACUCGGGAUCCCGACGACCUUGUCGAUAAUCUAUCUGAUCACAGGCCAUCCGAUGACGAUGAAUCUACCACUGCUUAAACUAGCAAUUGGAAGGUACGAGAGAGUCGGAUAAUAGUGUAGUUUGUCGCCGUCAUCUUGUGUAUGAGAACUGGAAUCUUACAUAUUUCCAUACCGUAUAAGGUCAGUACUGGACCAUUUUAAAUUCAAUUGAAGUCCUUCAGCUUUUAUAAUUAGU
Molecule: messenger RNA, 510 nt
Organism: Momordica charantia (bitter melon)
Lineage: Eukaryota; Viridiplantae; Streptophyta; Magnoliopsida; Cucurbitales; Cucurbitaceae
Product: outer envelope membrane protein 7
Cellular component (GO): chloroplast outer membrane
Source: RefSeq, a predicted model, not a curated record